Mesocricetus auratus (golden hamster) is the source of this 3417-nucleotide messenger RNA. It is a transcript of the gene Slc13a5, whose product is annotated as solute carrier family 13 member 5. NCBI's taxonomy places the organism in Eukaryota, Metazoa, Chordata, Mammalia, Rodentia, Cricetidae. Gene Ontology annotation, molecular function: citrate transmembrane transporter activity; succinate transmembrane transporter activity; sodium:dicarboxylate symporter activity. Gene Ontology annotation, cellular component: membrane. The transcript is spliced from 13 exons. Bases 105 to 1937 code for a protein of 610 amino acids. Gene Ontology annotation, biological process: monoatomic anion transmembrane transport; citrate transport. The record is from RefSeq and is a predicted model, not a curated record.
UCCAGAGUAGGGCUAACUCAAGGGGGAAGCCAGAGGAUCCUGGGGGUGAGGGGGACGCGGUGGUGCAGGGCUCAGCCACUGCCUCUAAGAGACACCCUUCCGUGAUGAGAAGGAGAGAGCUUUGGAGAGAGAAGCCUGAGAAACCUACAGGCCGGUGGAGCUUUUCAUCUGGGACCCUUCCGAGCCCAGGAGAGAGCAGUCUGCCUCCCUUCUGUGCGAUGGCCUCGGUGAAGACUUAUUUGACCAAGUUCAAGUCCUUCGUGAUUUUGUUCUUCUCCCCGAUCCUGCUGCUUCCACUCAUCAUUGUGGUACCUGACAAGUUUGUCAGGUGUGCCUAUGUCAUCAUCCUCAUGGCCAUCUACUGGUGCACAGAUGUCAUCCCAGUGGCUAUCACCUCCCUCUUGCCUGCCUUGCUCUUCCCACUUUUAAAGAUACUGGACUCCAAGCAGGUGUGUGUCCAGUACAUGAAGGACACCAACAUGCUGUUCUUGGGUAGCCUCAUUGUGGCCGUGGCUGUGGAGCGCUGGAAACUGCACAAGAGAAUUGCCCUAAGAAUGCUGCUCUUUGUGGGGACCAAGCCCACCAGGCUGAUGCUGGGCUUCAUGUUCGUCACGGCCUUCCUGUCCAUGUGGAUCAGCAAUACUGCCACCACAGCCAUGAUGAUACCCAUUGUGGAGGCCAUGCUGGAGCAAAUGGUAGCCACAAAUGCAGUUGUGGAUGCCUGCCAGGGGACGCUGGAGCUGUCAGACAAGAACAAGGCCGGCGAGUUUCCAGGAAACCAGGUGAUAUUUGAAGACCUCACUGCGCAGAAGCAGGAGGAUGAAGACACAAAGAACAUGUACAAGGCUAUGAACCUAUGUGUGUGCUAUGCAGCCAGCAUUGGGGGUACGGCCACCUUGACCGGGACGGGACCCAACGUGGUGCUCCUGGGCCAGAUGCAGGAAUUGUUUCCUGACAGUAAAGACGUCAUGAAUUUUGCCUCUUGGUUUGGAUUUGCCUUCCCCAACAUGCUGAUCAUGCUGGUGCUGUCCUGGAUGUGGCUCCAGUUCUUUUACAUGAGAUCCAAAUUUAAAAAAUCUUGCAUCUGCUGCGGGCUGAAGAGAAGGAACAACGAGAAGGUUGCCUACAAGGUGCUGCAGGAGGAGUACAGGAAGCUGGGGCCCCUGACCUACGCCGAAUGCAAUGUUCUCUUCUGCUUCAUCCUGCUUAUCCUCCUGUGGUUCUCCCGAGACCCCGGCUUCAUGUCUGGCUGGCUGUCCAUUGCCUGGGAUGAUGGAAAAACCAAUUAUAUCACUGAUGCCACAGUGGCCAUCUUUGUGGCCAUCUUGCUUUUCAUUGUACCUUCACAGAAGCCCAAGUUCAACUUCAGCAGCCAGACUGAGGAAGAAAGGAAAACUCCGUUCUAUCCCCCAGCACUGCUGGAUUGGAAGUUCACCCAAGAUAAAGUGCCCUGGGGCAUAGUACUGCUCCUGGGGGGAGGAUUUGCUAUGGCAAAAGGAUGUGAGGCUUCUGGGCUGUCUGAGUGGAUGGCGAGACAGAUGGAACCCUUGAGCUCAGUGAGACCGGCUGCCAUUACCUUGAUCUUGUCCUGUCUUGUUGCUAUAACCACAGAGUGCACAAGCAAUGUGGCUACCACCACCCUGUUCCUGCCUAUCUUUGCCUCCAUGUCUCGCUCCAUCGGCAUCCACCCGCUGUACAUCAUGAUUCCCUGUACCAUGAGUGCGUCACUUGCCUUCAUGUUGCCUGUGGCCACCCCGCCUAAUGCCAUCGUGUUUGCCUAUGGACACCUCAAAAUUGUUGACAUGGUAAAAACAGGAUUAAUAAUGAACAUCAUUGGAAUCUUAAGUGUGUUUUUGUCAGUCAACACCUGGGGACGGUCCAUAUUUAACUUGGAUGUUUUCCCUGACUGGGCUAAUUUGACAAGUAUCAACACUUAGGAAGAGCCCCAAGAGCACAAGCAUUGGCCCCCCACCCUUUUGAGGACUUUGAACCUUCUGGCACACCUUGCACAGAACACUGGUGCUCAGACCCCAGUGUGAUCCAACGAUGCCAACACCCCAAGAAGACCUAGCCGACUAGCCACCUCUUUCUCCAGGCUCAGAUUCAGAGAUGGUAAUAGGUGACUGGAAGAUAGGUUUAGAAGAGGAACCAAGUCCCUUUGAAAGGCUGCAAAGCCCAUCUUCCCCAGGACCCUGCCAUGCCCUCUGGGACAGACAGGAAACAGGGACCAGGACUCAAGACCCUGUACCAUGUGACUUUGAAGGACUACUGGUCUCCUGCUGGGCUCUGGCUCUCACAUGCUUGUUCUCAUGGUGGCCACAUGGGGAUCAGACCACCAGGAUGAGAGCCCAGCCCCUGUGCCUCUUCUGCUCUGUCACUCUGAAGGGACUUCCCAUCCAGGACUGAACUCUGAUCUUGAACAGCUUCCCACUGCCAGAGUGAGGGCUGGAGUUAAGGUCUCCUGAAGACUUGGACCCUACCUGGUGCCAUCACCAAAGGCUGAGCCACCUGCGGUGCUAACAUCACAACAUGCCUGCUCACCCUUGGCUGACAUGUCCCCUACUUGCCUUGUUUCAUAUUAAUUAACAAUUCAAAUCCCUUCCCCAGUUCCCACUGACUCCUAGAUCCCUUUAUUUUCUUGGACGGAAGCUGCUCAGCCCCCUGGCCAAGGCUCCUGAGAAAAACCUCUGUUUUUCCAGGGAGCUCAGUUUGAUUCUUCUGGGAAUGCUCUUCCUGCCAGCCUAGUACAGCUCGGAUCACACUCCGAGGAUGGACAACGGUGUCUCUUUGGGGGGUGGUAUCAAAGUGGGUUACCUAAGUCUCCCCUUGGCUAGACCCAGAGCAGAUUCAGCAGCUCAUCUCCAAGGACCGGGCCACUGCAGUUAGUCUAUCUGCUGGAGUCUGAGCUCCUCUGGGAAGGUCUUUCUGUUGCUGGCUGUAUGUUGUGGUCAAGCCUGGUGUCCACCAGAGCAUGGUUGAGACUGAGUGGUUUGUUGGUCCCUGAGCAGACAGGCCCUGCCAGAGUAAAUCAAUUGACCUGACAGUGUGGGAAAUUACUCCAGAACGUCCAUGGGAACCCAUAGGACCCCUGGCAUGAAAAGGAGAUAGGAGAGGAAGCUCUCCCUUGUCCCUCUGUGACACUCUCUUCCCUGAUGAAAAGAAGCUCUGGUGGGUAGAUAAGGUCCAUGGAUGUCAUUUUUCCAGGCAGAAGACAGCAUGGGGACCCCAGGAGUCCCCAUCAAAGACGACCAUUGUGCCUGGUUCCUUGAGAGGGAUAACUCCUGACCACGAUGUUGAAGGCUUACUCUUGUCAAAUACUCUGCUAUGGAAAGUUCCAGUGUGCUGACUGGUCUGUGAUUUUGUGCCUUGUGGGGAAGACAGAGGGAGGUAGAUGAAUAAACAGUUACUCUCUGUCCA